AUGACAGUCCUUUCUUUCUCGCUGCUCCUUGCUCUCCUUCCUUUCACGAUCGCUGAAGACGUCACUCUCUUCUAUCCUGCAACACCGGCGCCGACUGGCUUGACCCAACACAUUGUAUCGGCGACUGUCCUUGGGGUCUCGCCUCUCUCGGUAGACGAUGAUGGCUUUACCCACUACGCCGCCACUCAAGUACAAAGCGUCGGUUUCUGGAGGCUCCCAGAGACGACAACAACCUACCUCACGACUCCUACGACCUUCACCUAUACCUUCAAAGCGGACGCAUCCCGCUACCACGCAACUGAAGAGAUAAUCCCGACGCCGACUUUGUCUCAAUCUGGUGUACCAGCAGCAGCCACCUCCGCCGCCAGAGCCCACUCGGUACAGGAAUGCACCAGCUUCGACAACGGGACGAUGUCUUGCAGCAUAGAGGUUCUCGGUGCACCGUUGUCCCCUUCAGGGACUUCCGAAACGGUCUAUGCAACCAGUUGGCUGGGUCAGAGGGAACCCUUUGCGACGAUUAGCAAUAUCGAGACGUUUAACAUCCCAAGGCCUACACCCCUUGUGAAUGUCGCCAACGCCGGGAAGAUCAACGACGACUCCGAAGAGGCGUCCGGCUCUGGUGCACUUCAGACAGGGACUUCUUGCACGAUGGUGGUUCUCGUCGCAGCCAUGAUCAUGACCCUUCUAUAG
Molecule: messenger RNA, 690 nt
Organism: Coprinopsis cinerea okayama7#130
Lineage: Eukaryota; Fungi; Basidiomycota; Agaricomycetes; Agaricales; Psathyrellaceae
Exons: 3
Coding region: 1-690 (229 amino acids)
Source: RefSeq, a predicted model, not a curated record